AAAAAAAAAAAAAAAAAAAAAAAAAAGAAGAUCUAUUAAAACUGGAUGAUAUUGAUGACAUUUUUGUACCUUCAGUCUGGAACAUCCGAGUUUUUAGAAACUAUGUCCGGUGACAAAGCAGAUAUGGAUCUCAUUGGAAAGUUUGGUGUCGGCUUCUACUCAGUCUUCUUGGUUGCUGACAAGGUCCGUGUCACCAGCAAAAAUAAUAAUGAUGAUCAGUAUAUUUGGGAAUCGACUGCUGUCGAUGAUUUUACUAUUGCCAAGGACCCUGCUGGUAACACUCUCGGCCGUGGUACACAGAUUGCCAUUCAUCUCAAAGAAGAUCAGGAUCAGUACCUGGAAGAUAAACGCAUCAAGGAUCUUGUUACAAAGUACUCUGAAUUUAUCAAUUUCCCUAUCUAUCUCCGUCGAACAGUAUCCAAGGCCGUCGAGCCAGAAAAACCCGCUGAAGCCAAGGAGACUGAGAAUAAAAAAGUCGAUAUUGAUGACGAAGAGGCUCAAGUCGAGGAUGUCAAAGAUGAAGAGACAAAGGACAAGCCCGCUCCUGUUACUGUCACAUAUGAUGAGGAUGAGCUCAUGAACACCAAUAAGCCUAUCUGGGUUCGUGAUCCCAAGACAGUCACGACGAAAGAGUAUGAGGACUUUUAUCCUGUCCUGACGCGUGAACAUGGUUCCAAGGCCAUGGCUUACACUCACUUUAAAGCCGAGGGCGAUGUUGAGUUCAAAGCCAUUAUGUACGUUCCUGAUAAGGCACCUAAAGAUCUCUUCCACAUGGACUCUCGUCAUAAUAAUGUCAAGCUCUAUGUCAAGCGGGUCUUUAUCACAGAUGAGUCAAAGGAAUUCUUACCCCAAUGGUUGUCGUUCUUGAAGGUGCUUGUCGACGCCGAAGAUGCACCUUUAAACGUCUCACGUGAAACCGUACAAUCCAAUAAAAGUAUCCAGUCGAUCAGGAAGCAUCUAGUCAAGAAGUUCUUUGAUAUGCUCAAGAGCUUAUCACAGGAUGAGGAAAAGUACACUAAAUUCAUCCAGGAAUUUGGCACCAGCCUUAAACUCGGUACUAUGGAGGACAGAGACAACGUAAAAAAGAUUGCUCGAUUCUUGAGAUACCGUUCCUCGAAUUCUGACAAAUACACGUCAUUCGAGUCGUAUGUUUCUCGCAUGAAGAAGGGCCAGAAAUCGAUUUAUUACGUGAUCGGCGGCAGCGUGGAUGAGAUUAAACAAUCUCCUUUUGUGGAAGCUCUUCUUGCUCGUGGGUAUGAAGUUUUGUACAUGGUGGAGCCUGUAGAUGAAGUCGUACUCACACAGUUGGGUAACUUUGAGGGAAAGACUUUCCAAAAUGUGGCCAAAUCAGAGUUGAACCUCAAUGAUGAGGAUGAUGCGGAGGCACUAAAGGAGCUUGAAACAAAAUUCUUGCCAUUGCUGGACUGGAUGCAGGCCGCAUUGAUCAAUGAAAUCGAGAAGGUACGCGUCUCCAAGCGUUUGACGACUUCACCAGCUGCCUUGGUUGCAAACGACUUUGGCUGGACUGCCAACAUGGAACGCCUGAUGGAAAGCCAGGCAAAGCAUACCGACAACCCUAUGCAUAUGUUCGCUAAAAACCAGAAGAAGAUUCUGGAAAUCAACCCCGGUCAUCCACUCAUUCAGAGCAUGCUCGAGCGAGCUAGCAAGGAUCCUAAGGGCUUUGAGAAUGAUAAACAAUUCCAAGAUAUUACAAAAAUCCUUUACGAGAUGACAUUGGUCCGCAGUGGAUACGCUCUGAAGGAGGGUGUCAAAAACUUUGCUGGUCGUGUCGAAAACAUGUUGCGUAUUAGCUUGAAUGUUGAUUUGAACGCUGAGGCCACGUUUGAAGCGCCUCAAGCUGAAGACAGGGACGAAGAAGAGAUUAAGGCAGAGAUUGAACAGCGUGAGGACAUCCUGAAGGCUGAUGAACUUAAACCAGGAACGAUGUCAGCAGAAGAGCUUAACAAGAUGCUUAAAGAAUUCACUGACAGCACAAAUCCACCCAGGGCCGGUUAUGAUGCAAAUAAGGAUGGAGAGAUAGUCGAGGAAAUUAUCGCCAAAAAUGAGGAAGAGCUGGACUCUGAGGACUCUGAGGGGAUCAAAGCGGUGCAUGAUGAACUUUAAACCCCUACGAAGCCAUAAUGCCAAUAGUAAUAAGAAAUAAAAGUAUAUAAAUAUAAAGUACAGUUUUCCGGACGAUACACAGUGG
Lobosporangium transversale is the source of this 2209-nucleotide messenger RNA. Its product is annotated as Hsp90 protein-domain-containing protein. Gene Ontology annotation, biological process: protein folding. NCBI's taxonomy places the organism in Eukaryota, Fungi, Mortierellomycota, Mortierellomycetes, Mortierellales, Mortierellaceae. Gene Ontology annotation, molecular function: ATP binding; ATP-dependent protein folding chaperone; ATP hydrolysis activity. The transcript has a single exon. The coding region runs from base 46 to 2124 and encodes 692 amino acids. The record is from RefSeq and is a predicted model, not a curated record.